UUUUUUAUCUGAUUGGAGUCAAUCUGUAAUCGAAAUCCAGUGAAUUGUUUUCUAGUUUUUUUUUUCUUCGUUUUCAUUAUAAAUUACAAUAUACCAAAUUUUGAUACUUUUUUAACGUUGCCGUCGAUUGACAAUAUAAAAUCGACGUGAUUUUUAUGAGAAAAAAAAAACACUUUUUGUACGCGUAACAUUUUGCAUCUGUAGUAAAUAUUUUGUAUUACAAUAAUUUGCCGACAACGAUUGGAUCGGAGAUUGCAAAGUGAAUAUCUGAAAAAGAGAGAGAUAAAAAAAUGGAUGAACAAGAGAAACUUUUGGGCGAUGCGAUUGCGGUGAUUCGUAGUCAAGCCUUUCAAAUGCAGAGAUUCCUUGAUAAAAAUCGUUUGAUGGACGCAUUGAAAUGUGCCAGCAAUAUGUUGGGCGAGCUCCGUACUUCACUUUUGUCACCCAAAAACUACUAUGAACUUUAUAUGGCAAUCACAGACGAAUUGCGUCAUUUGGAGGCCUAUUUAUUGGAAGAGUUUGAAAAAGGCCGAAAAGUGCCCGACCUUUAUGAGUUAGUUCAAUAUGCCGGCAAUAUUGUGCCUCGUUUAUAUCUCCUAAUUACCGUUGGUCUAGUUUACAUCAAAACCAAUCCAUCACUAAACAAAAGCAUUUUGAAGGAUUUAGUUGAAAUGUGCCGUGGUGUGCAGCAUCCACUACGUGGACUUUUUUUACGUAAUUAUCUAUUGCAAUGUACGCGCAACGUACUGCCCGAUGUGGUCGAGGCAACCGAUGAACAAGAAGGAACUGUUUUUGAUUCCAUUGAUUUUAUAUUAAUGAAUUUUGCUGAAAUGAAUAAAUUAUGGGUGCGAAUGCAACAUCAAGGCCAUUCAAGUGAACGAACACGUCGUGAGAAAGAGCGUGAAGAAUUGAAAAUUUUAGUUGGCACCAAUUUGGUGCGAUUGUCACAAUUAGAAUCGGCCACAUUAGAUACUUACCAAAAAUUAAUAUUGCCCGGUAUUCUUGAGCAAGUGGUGAGUUGUCGUGAUGCCAUCGCACAAGAAUAUCUCAUGGAGUGUAUCAUUCAAGUCAUUCCCGACGAAUUUCAUUUGCAAACACUUGAUCCGUUCUUGAAGUCAUGUGCACAAUUGGAAUCCGGUGUUAAUGUGAAAAACAUCAUUAUUUCACUCAUCGAUCGACUCGCUGCGUACAAUCAACGCAUCGAAAAGAAUCAAGUAUCAGCGGAUGACAAGAGUCCAACAGCAAUACCGUCGGAUGUUCAAUUGUUUGAAGCAUUUAGUGUACAAAUUGCCAAUAUUGUGCAGAUUCGUACUGAUAUGCCAUUGGAAGAUACCGUAUCGUUGCAAGUGGCUUUGGUGAAUUUGGCACAAAAAGUCUAUCCAGAUCGAGUCGAUUAUGUUGACAAAGUAUUGGAAACAACAAUUCAAAUUCUUGAACGUUUGAAUAUGGAGAAUAUUGCGCAUACGUUAUCUGUUAAUCAAGAAUUGUCACGAUUGUUACGAAUUUGUGUUGACUUCUACAAUGAUGCAUUGACUCUUAUAAAAUUGGAGCACUUCAGUCCUUUAUUGCAGAAAUUCGAUUAUACAUCGCGAAAAUCGUUGGCACUUUACAUUGUAUUGAAUAUAUUGGAUAAUGAGACGUUAAUUCCAACAGCCGAAGAGGUUGAUAAUAUCCUUGUUAUGAUUGCACCGUUAAUAAAAGAUGAAGCAGAUCAGCCAGCUGAAAAAAUUGAUCCGGAAGAUUUUGCUGAAGAGCAGGGUAUUACCGGUCGAUUUGUGCAUUUAUUGCAUAGCGAUGAGCCCGAUCAACAGUAUAAAAUACUUCAAAUUGCGCGUAAGCAUUUCGGUGAAGGUGGUACAUUGCGGAUUAAGCACGUUCUGCCAUCGUUGGUAUUCCAAGCAUUUCAGUUGGCAUGUAAAUACAAAAGUAUUGCCGAAACCGAUGAGAUGUGGGAUAAAAAGUGCCAGAAAAUUCUUCAAUUUUGUCAUAAUACAAUAACUGCGUUGGCACGAUCCGAUUUACCUGAUCUUGCGUUACGACUAUUUCUUCAGGGUGCAUUGGUUGUUGGCCAACUUGGAUAUACAAAUCAUGAGACAGUGGCAUACGAUUUUAUGACUCAAGCAUUUUCAUUGUACGAAGAUGAAAUCUCCGAUUCAAAGUCACAAUUGGCCGCAAUUACAUUGAUUAUGGCAACGUUUGAACAAAUGUCAUGUUUUAGCGAAGAAAAUGCCGAACCACAACGAACAAACUAUGCAUUGGCCGCUGCCAAAUUGCUAAAGAAACCGGAUCAAUGUCGGGGUGUUGUGAUUUGUGCCAGCCUAUUUUGGAGCGGAAAAAAAAAUGGCGAAGAAAUGCGUGACGAAAAACGUACAUUGGAAUGUCUGAAGAAAGCAGCAAGAAUUGCAUCACAAUGCAUGGAUACUGGCGUUCAAGUGCAAAUUUGUGUGGAAUUACUCAAUCACUAUCUCUUUUACUUUGAACGAGGAAACUCAUUGAUCACCGUUGAUUUGUUGAAUCAGUUGAUCGCAAAAAUAAAUGAAGAACUUCCAAAUCUCGAGCAAUGCGAAGAAUCAAAACAGAUUGAGGUGCAUUAUCAAAAUACAUUGGCACACAUUCGAAGUCGUAUGAAAUCAAGUGAUUCAACUGGUUUGGAGGUGUCAUUUGAAGGGAUCACCUUAAGUUAAAUCAAAAGUAUUGUGUAUUGUGAUGAUUUGUUUAUAUUUGCAAUUCUAAAUGAUUUCAUUAUACACACAAACACAUUCACAUCCCGUGAAGAAAUUAGAUUUAGUUGAGUUUUUUUGAGAGAAACAUUGUAAUCGAAUCUUUGACCCGAUUCAUUCAUACAAAAAAAACCGAACGAAUAAAAUUUCAAUAAAAAAUUAAGAAAAC
This is a messenger RNA of Contarinia nasturtii (swede midge), 2889 nucleotides long. It is a transcript of the gene Vps35, whose product is annotated as vacuolar protein sorting-associated protein 35. Lineage: Eukaryota; Metazoa; Arthropoda; Insecta; Diptera; Cecidomyiidae. Gene Ontology annotation, biological process: retrograde transport, endosome to Golgi; intracellular protein transport. Gene Ontology annotation, cellular component: retromer complex; retromer, cargo-selective complex; late endosome. The record is from RefSeq and is a predicted model, not a curated record. The transcript has 9 exons. Bases 291 to 2684 code for a protein of 797 amino acids.